This is a messenger RNA of Teleopsis dalmanni, 1962 nucleotides long. RefSeq lists its product as uncharacterized. The record is from RefSeq and is a predicted model, not a curated record. Lineage: Eukaryota; Metazoa; Arthropoda; Insecta; Diptera; Diopsidae. Bases 112 to 1761 code for a protein of 549 amino acids. The transcript has 7 exons.
UUUUCGGCAAAGAGUUUGGUCGUGUCAUAUAACGAAGGCGGAGUUUUCGGGAGCGCAAUAGACACAUUUUUUUCGUGUCUAGCGCACUCGUAGGUUAUUCGGCAUUGCAAUAUGGCCGACGGCAUAUUACCACCAAAGCAAACAAAAGACGGCAGCGCAAAAGCUAACAAGGCUAAGGUUCACUGCAAAGACAAUGAAAAUAAAGUGUCUGAAUGUUCAGAUAAAAGAGAAGAGACUGUACACUCUCGGAGUAAAAAUCCUGAUGAGUUUCUUGAUAGCUCAUUUUCUAUGAAAAAUCAAAGUGCUAAAUCGAUAAGAGAACUUUUUGAUUUUGAGAAAUCUCUGGUACAAGAAUUUUUGUGUGACAAUAACGUCAUGGAUAAACUAUUAAAAUGUACUCACCCUAAUGAUUCGGUGGAUGAAAAAGAUUUGCCAAGAGAUAUAAUAAAAGAUCCUAAAGGCAAUACAUUCCCAAAUAAUUCGUUUUUUAACAGAGAACUUAAUAAUAAAUUGAUUACAUUAGACAAUAGUGCGAUAUCUUCAAAUAGUGGAUCGAGUAAAGAAAAUAUGUCUGUUGGGCGUAAUUUUAUUAAAGAAAACAUUGAAAAAAUUCGUGACACAAAAGUUAAAUUUCGAUUUGGUAAACAAGAGGAGUUGAAAAUUCGCGAAAAAAACAAUUCUAUGGCUAAGAUGCAGCAUGCUAGAAACGAUAAUAAAACUCAAGCUGAUCAAUUAAAGUGUUUGUCUAAAAGUUCUGGAAUACUUCAAGUUGCAAAAAACUGUAAUGCUGGUGCCGAAGUUUCAUCUAGAUCUGCAAAAAAUACUGUGGCUAACUCUUUUUCAAUAGAAAUGCAGAUUUCAACACCAAUAUCUCGAGCAAAUGUGAAAUAUAUGUCUUUUUCUCCGAUGAGAUUUUCGAACUCAUCUAUGAGCGAUACAUUUGGAAGAAAUCCCGAAGCAGAUUUCCUAAUAGCUGGUUCAAAAAUUUUUAACGCACUUGUGUUAAAAGCUUGGCGUAAACGAAUUCAUGAAAUCAAAAGUAUUAAGCAAAAACUCAACAGUAGUGAAGUAACGCAAAUUGAAACCGAAGAUCGUUUGCAAGCUAUGACGGAAUGGUGCGCUUUCAAAAAGGAGCGUAGCGAUACCCUACAAGGGUAUGUAUCAUUACAUUUACGGGAGAUAAAAUAUACAACUGAUGAAAUUAUUAAAAAUACCAAAAUAACAAGAAGUAAAUAUGAAAACAUCAAAAUACAAUUGUGGUUAAAAGACCAGCAAUGUGAACAAUUAAAUGAUAAGCUGACUGAGACUAUGUCGAAGAUAUUCAAUACCAUGAAAAAGCGACGAGAGUUAGAUAAGUUACUUACUACACAACAACGAUCAAAUCAAAUGAUGAGAUGGGAAAAAGAGGAUCAUACACAAAAGACACAAAAACAGCUUGAUCAAUUAAAAUUGAAAAAUGAAAACUUAAAACUACAAAUAUUUUCUGUAGAGGAACAGUACGCAAGCAACAGAAGUCAUCAUUUCUUGCAGAUGGCAUCAGUGGACGAAAUAAACACUGAAAAUGAUGAAUUGAGUGCUUCUAUAGAGCUUUUGGAAGCCGCAAUAGAUGAUCUAAAAUAUGAAUAUGAUGAAUUAAAGAAGCAAAGUAGCGAGAGUAAAAUAAAAACUGCUUUAAAGAAUCUAAGCAAGGUUCCAAUAGGAUAUGCACUCUUUACAGGAAUUUGUCGAUUAUUUUGGGGAACUAAAGCUUGGUCUCGCUAACUUUAUUUAUCAGAAAAAUUAAUGGACCUAACUAAUAAAAUUAAUAAUAAUCUAUUGAAACUACUUUAAAUAAAAUUAAGUAAUUAAUCCAACAAUAAUCCGUAAUGAUUACAAAAGAGAAGACAAAGAAAAUAAAAGUAUCUUAAGAAAUUGUGAUCAAUUCAACUAAUUUUAACUCCAUCUCCCGAGUUAUUUAAAUAA